Alosa sapidissima (American shad) is the source of this 3650-nucleotide messenger RNA. RefSeq lists its product as uncharacterized. Lineage: Eukaryota; Metazoa; Chordata; Actinopteri; Clupeiformes; Clupeidae. The record is from RefSeq and is a predicted model, not a curated record. Gene Ontology annotation, cellular component: actomyosin contractile ring. The transcript is spliced from 23 exons. Gene Ontology annotation, biological process: septin ring organization; actomyosin contractile ring assembly; mitotic cytokinesis. Bases 89 to 2665 code for a protein of 858 amino acids.
AAGAGAGGAGUGGCUGAACUCAUUUGCAAAAUGACUUGUUAAUGUGGGCGUGAUUGGCAUUUGUUUGUUUUGGCGCUCUCCCAUCAGAAUGACUGAACGUACAGAGUCUCUGCCAAAAAGGCAGAGGAAGUUGGAAAUCACUGAGAGUGACUCAGAUAAUGAGACAAAACGGCGCCGCCUGACACCAGUGGAGAAAGAAAACCAGAUCCCGGUGUCACCCCGACCAAAAUCUCCCAGCACAUCCCCACCACGCAUGCGACAAGCUGAACAGGAACGUAAGCCGGACACCCCUGCCUUUCCCUCCAUCCGCUCCCGGCUCCAGAUGUUAAGCCAAAAACUCACAGGCUCGGAGCAGAAUACUCCUCCCCCACCUGCUGCGGUCCUUGGCACUCCGCGCUCCCUAAACAAAUUUGUCCGUGAUGCCGAGCGGAAGCUCCAGACCUCAGAGAAGCCGAGCACCUCACAGGCUGCCCUCAUGCGCCAGCAACGGGAGGAGGAGAUGCGCAUAUUAAACAACAUCCAACCUGUUGCUGCCAGUGCCUGGCCGAAAGGUUCGAGCUCAGACCCAGGCCCAUCCAAGGCUGAUGCACGACCCCCUCCCAGACGUAGCAGAGUCAUCUGGCCUCCAUCCCAACACCAGGAUGACAAGCCAGGGGUAGACUUGUCGUUUGCCUCCUCUGAUGGCAACUUGAGUCUGGCUCCCAUCGAUCUCUCCCAGAUGGAAGUGCCUGCGUUCGGCGAGAUGUGCCCCAAUGCUAAACCCGCAGUGGUGACAAGCAGCACCCCUAGGGAGAUGAACACCUCAGCCUUGCUGGACGAGAUCUUCAAGGACGUGCUUGAGGCUGCUCAACUGGAGGAGAUGGAGGAGGAAAUGGAGGAGGGGGAGAUGGAGAAGGAGGUGGAGGAGGAAGAGGAGGAGAAGGAGGUGAGGAAGGAUUGUGCCAGCCCAACCGACAGGAUGGAGAUUAAGAAGGAAAGGAAAGCAGAGGAGGACAACCACAAACAGGAAGAGGGUGAAGGAAAGCAGGAGGAGGAGAAAGUGGAGGUUAAGGAUGAAGAGGGGGGUGACCCAGAGAGCCCCACAGAUGAAACUGAUGACGAGCUGCUCAAACUGCCCCCCAGCUGCAUUCUUUCUCCCCUCAGUGAGUCAGUGGACAAGGUGGUCACUCCCCUGCGUUUGGCAGCCGCCGCCUCUGUCUCCGACCGCUUGUCUUUCCAGCUCACGUCUGAAGGGCUGAAGACACCCACAGACACCCAGCCACUCUACAGCAUCGACGCGUAUCGCUACUUGAGCCGCAGUGAACAGAAGCCCAUGAAGAGUGUCACACCGUGGAGGCGGGCCCCAGAAAAGAUCCGACCCCAGACACAGCCAUCCUUCACCACCAAGGAGAAGAUUAAGGCCUACAAGGAGGAGGCUGCAAAGCUGCAGACAGUGAUCUCUCAGACACUGCAGGCACUGAACUGCUGUGUGGACGAACAACACGGCAAAGGAUCAGUGCAAGAGGCAGAGGCCGAGAGACUACUGCUCAUCUCGAGUGAGAAGCGUGAGGCGCUGCUGGCUGAGAUUGGCCGUCUGGAGGGGGAUCCUGAGGGGAGUGAGGAGGACCCCAGCGCCCCUCUGCAGCCUUGCAGGGGCUCCGUCUGCAUCAGCGAGGUGCACCUGCCCCUCAAGGUGGACUUCGUCUGCUCGGCCCGCAACGCUAGCCGACCCACUCACUUCUUCUUCAUGCUGUUCCGCUACGGCCCCACCAACGUCAUGGCAACGCGCCUCGCCACGGCCGCAGACGCAGAUGCUGACGGAGACACCAUCUCCUUCUCCACCCUCAUCACACUACACAACAUCCGCUCCACUUUCGAGAUUGAUGUGGAGGUCUACAGCAUGUCCGACACCCCAAACUCCUUCUGCGAGGACAGCCUCCAGGUUUACCGCAGACACACCAAACAAAGGGUCACCCCCAGGAAACUGCUCAGCACAUUGAAGAGAACCCACCAGCAAGCAGUUGCCGCUGUCAUGCCAAAUAACCUGUGUGCCAGUCGGCCCAGCAAGUUCUCUCUGGUGGGAUGCCACAAAAUCACACUGGCAUCAUUGGGUCAGAGCAAGUUUCCCCUGGACAAGAUGAAACUUGAAGGCAAAAUCAGGAAGCUGUUGGGGGAUGAGUUUCAGGAUAAGGUGCCGUUCCUGUCUCCUCUGGAGGGACAUAUUCGCCUACAAAUCCAGAGUGAAUUUCACUCUGAAGUUGAGCACCAUGGCUUCCUGACCAUGUUUAAGGACAUAAGGGGCCUGGGCUCCUGGCAUCGACUCUUCUUCGAGCUGAAGGACACCUGUCUGUUCUACUGGAACCAUCCCAAUGAGAGGGACAAUAAGCCUGCAGAGGGCAUUAUCUCCCUCUCCGACUUCAAGAGCCAGUCUGUGAGGCCAGUCAAGAUGGACUCCUGUGCCCGGCCCUUCACCUUUGAGCUGGUGAGCCGGGCGCAGCAGGAAGAGGACACAUCCUCACUAAACAAGCGCUGGUUUGCAGCUGACACCCAGGAGGAACGCACGGUGUGGAUGGAGCGGCUCAACCAGGCUCUGCUCGACCUGCACACUUGGACCCCAGCAGCGCCAAUCCAGGACCAGGGCCCGGCACCAGUGUCCAGUGACCGCAUCAGGGAGAGCACACUGUAGCCGCCACACACACACACAUGCAUACACACACACAGUCCUGUGGCAACACUAGGCAGACCGCGUGGUAGCCACAACACACACACACACACACACACACUGGCCUUUACUAUUGUGUAUCGAAGUAAUGGGGGACUUACAUCGUUGGGAAUGGGGAAACAUUAAAAAAUAAUCAUAAAUCAACACUAUGAAAAAGAACACUAGAAUAAUAUAUAUUUAUAUGAAGAAUAUUAAAAAGGGAAUGGAAAUGCAUGAAAUAUGCAAUAUAAUGUUUCAUCAUCUCCGUAUCGUAUGCACUUCAUGGAUAUUGUAGAAGUACAGUAUAGGAAGGAUUCGUACUACAGGGCCACCUAAUGGAGACAGUGAAGGUUUAUUCACUGAUUGGUAGCUUUUCGGCAAAUUCGGAGGCCUUGCGAUUCAUCCAGAUCGAUACUACCGUCAGUAGAACCCAGGAAUUCUGGGAAGAUGAAGUGACUUAAUAUUAUUAAUAAUCAAUAAGGCUGACACUAUGGCUUUCCUACCGUGUUGCAUUAUAAGUGGAGGAGGGGCAAGACUUGAUGAGUUUUAUAAAUCAUGCAGAUUCUAGUACUUUCCACUAUGUAAACUGGAAAAAGAAAAAUUAUAAAGACUUUGGGAAACUGACAUUAAGGAAAAACCAAACGUUUUCACAGUGCAAUUGCUUCAUAGGUAAAAUUAAGUCUGGUAUUAUGAUUUUUUUUUCUUUUUGCUUUCUUUAUCCUAUUUUUGUUAAGUAGUAUUUGCUGCUGUAGUGAUUGUAGAUUACACCCUUGGGGUGUACUGAACUGGACUUGGACUAUUAUCUUUGUAGGACAAAAUAUUUCAUGUGGAACAUAAACAUACACAACAUUGUAGAAUUACAUAUUUGGGAGAGAAUGUCAUACUUUGAGACCUUUAUACUCUAUAAGGUUCAUACCUUUAUAUCUAUGUCUGUUGUAUUCACGUCCAAUUAAAUUCUAAUUUGAUCAAA